Messenger RNA from Fragaria vesca subsp. vesca, 758 nucleotides. RefSeq names its product cytochrome b5-like. Bases 138 to 551 code for a protein of 137 amino acids. Gene Ontology annotation, molecular function: heme binding. Lineage: Eukaryota; Viridiplantae; Streptophyta; Magnoliopsida; Rosales; Rosaceae. Gene Ontology annotation, cellular component: intracellular membrane-bounded organelle; membrane. The transcript is spliced from 3 exons. The record is from RefSeq and is a predicted model, not a curated record.
CCUCACCAACCCACCUUUCUCACCUUUUUUUCUUAUUCAAAUCCGCACGAGCUCUUUGUCACCGGAACCAGAACAAGUCUUAUGAUCAGUUUCUCUUCAAAGUCCCACAACUCAAAGCAGCUCUGUCUUCUGUAACAAUGGGCGCCGAGAAAAAGGUCUAUACUUUGGAAGUGGUCUCCAAGCACAGUGACCGCAAAGACUGCUGGCUCGUCAUUGAUGGCAAGGUGUAUGAUGUGACAAAAUUCUUGGAGGACCAUCCUGGUGGUGAUGAGGUCUUAUUGUCAUCCACAGGGAAGGAUGCAACUGAUGAUUUUGACGAUGUUGGUCACAGUACCUCUGCUAGAGCAAUGAUGGAUGAAUACUAUGUAGGUGACUUUGAUAAAGCAUUCAUCCCUGCUAAGACGGCAAAGUACACUCCUCCCAAGCAGCCUCAUUACAAUCCUGAUAAAACAUCCGAUUUCAUCAUCAGACUCCUCCAGUUCCUUGUUCCCCUGCUCAUUUUGGGUCUGGCUUUCGUUGUGCGCGCCUAUACCAAAUCACCGACAACCUAAAUGCUGAAAGCCGACAAAGAGAAAAUUCUGAGAUAUGUCUUUCUAAUAAGUUUAUGUUUGAGGGUUGGAUGACCCUUUGCUAGUUUUUAAACUUUUCACGUCCAGAACUGUUCAUCAAGGAAUGUUAGAAUAUUUGACUUCUUUCUGGUAAUGAUUUUUUGCCAGCCUUUUUGUUUGCUCUAAGUAUAUGCUUUGGUGAUCUUACUC